AGUGUAACUUAGGAACCAGCACCUCAACUUUCUCACAUUUCACUAAGCAAAUAGUUUUCCAUAGUCAUUGCUAUGGCUUUCAAAACCCUAUUCCAUUGGACUUUGGCUUUACUUUUGGUUCUUGAAUUUUGUGUUUUUGAGGCUAAUGCUCGCACUCUUGAAGAUGCUUCAAUGCGUGAGAGACAUGAGCAGUGGAUGGUUCAACAUGGAAGAACCUACAUGGACUCUUCUGAGAAAGAGUUGAAAUAUCAGAUAUUCAAGGAAAACGUGCAACGCAUAGAGGCCUUUAACAACGCUGGAAACAAACCUUACAAGCUAGGCAUCAACCAGUUUGCUGAUCUCACAAAUGAGGAAUUCAAAGCCAGAAAUAGAUUCAAGGGUCAUAUGUGCUCCACAAUAACAAAGACACCCACAUUUAAGUAUGAACAUGUGACAGCAGUGCCAGCUUCAUUGGAUUGGAGAAAGAAAGGAGCUGUCACGCCCAUUAAAGAUCAAGGCGAAUGUGGAAGUUGUUGGGCAUUUUCUGCUGUGGCAGCAACAGAAGGAAUCACCAAGCUGAGUACUGGCAAAUUGGUCUCAUUAUCGGAACAAGAGCUCGUUGAUUGUGACACAAAGGGUGUGGACCAAGGUUGUGAAGGAGGUCUUAUGGACGAUGCCUUCAAAUUUAUUUUGAAAAACAAAGGACUCACUACAGAAUCUAUUUACCCUUAUAAGGGUGUUGAUGGAAAAUGCAAUACAAAAGCAGUAGGCAAGCAUGCAGCUAGCAUUAAGGGGUACGAGGAUGUUCCUGCCAAUAGUGAGAGUGCACUUCUCAAAGCUGUGGCUAACCAACCAGUUUCUGUGGCCAUUGAUGCUAGUGGAUUCGAGUUUCAAUUUUAUUCAGGUGGUGUCUUUAAUGGAUCAUCAUGUGGCAUCAACUUGGAUCAUGGUGUCACUGCUGUGGGGUAUGGAAGUAAUAAUGGAACUAAAUAUUGGUUGAUCAAGAAUUCGUGGGGAGUAAAGUGGGGUGAACAAGGAUACAUUAGGAUGCAAAGAGAUGUUGCUGCUAAGGAAGGAUUGUGUGGAAUAGCAAUGCAAGCUUCUUAUCCCACUGCAUAAUUGGUAAACUUUGUUACUACUAUUUCAUAAUCUAUAUAUGCAACGUACAAACCAAUGGAACUGUGGUAACACUACUGUGUGAUAUUUAUAGGUUUGAAGAACUUAUAGAAAGUGACAGAUUCAAACCUUAUCUGUUGUAAAAAGAAAUAUCAUGAAUAAUUUAUACUUGUUUACUGUAUCAAUCGA
Molecule: messenger RNA, 1284 nt
Organism: Cajanus cajan (pigeon pea)
Lineage: Eukaryota; Viridiplantae; Streptophyta; Magnoliopsida; Fabales; Fabaceae
Product: senescence-specific cysteine protease SAG39
Biological process (GO): proteolysis
Molecular function (GO): cysteine-type peptidase activity
Source: RefSeq, a predicted model, not a curated record